GGGUCUUUGAAGCUACUCCUUUCAACUGCGUAUGUUUAAGACUGAAGUAUAAUGUCUAUACAAGGUUUGUUAUUACUGGGGAUGUGUUUUACACUAUACAAGUCAAUCGUGGCCGAUGUUUGCCUGUCCUGUCAGGGCGUCGUUUCACCAGUUGCUUGCUCACAAGUGGAAACUUGCGGAGCCCACGAAGUAUGUUUCAUGGAUUCAUUUGCUACGUCAAACGGCUACAUUCGAUAUAACCUUGGCUGCAGAGACAGUGUCAAAUGUUCGACACCUUCAGUAAUUGGAAAACGACUUUUUGAUGGCAGAAUUUCGGUCACAAGCGACUACCAUCGGCGCAGGAGUGAGACUGUGAUUUGUUCACAGUGUUGUCAUGGAAAUCUGUGCAAUCAAGCAUUGUGUGGACAGAGAGGCUUUGGUCAAGACCAGGGACCAGUUUGUUAUUCCUGUGACAUACAACAGGACUCGGAUUCGUGUGAUACCAUACGCCAAUGCUCAACGGACCAGGUAUGUCAACUAAAGUUCGAAUACCGACCUGAGUAUAAAGCCGUGGUAUAUCAGACAGCUUGUAAGAGCCCUUCGGACUGUGAACAGGACAAGUUGAAGGUAACACAGCUUCUUGCCCUUCUCGGACAGACGGCAGACACAAGUUGUCACAUCCAGUGCUGCACGUCUGACCUCUGCAACAGCGUCACAUGUCCUAGUAAAUCCACGAUUGCUAUGACCACGGCUAUGACAAUAAUACAACCAUCUCCGACCACCACAAGAACAACCAAGCAACAAACCACGAUAGUUCAUGUUACAACAACAUUAGCGACUACACCACUAGCAACACAAUCAUCAUCAUCAACAGCAACUACAACAACAACAACAACAAUCCCUGGAUCUACACCGACAACUCUGCAACCAACGUCUACGACUACAGAGGAUCCAGUUAUAGCAGCCAUUUGUCAAAACCCAAGUCUAGCAUGUGGUCAGGAGUUGGAUCCGGUCUGUUCGUCCGAUCAUGUCUUUUACAUAAACAAGUGCCUUUUUGCAAAACAUUACUGCAAUCACCGAAAUGUGACGCUGAUUGAACUGGAGCACUGUGUGUAAAGUGUUUCCUUUACUGUAAUUCUUUGUUAGAAUCCAAGUAAUUCAAGUAGAAUUUUUAGACAACCAUUACUGUAAUUUCUUUUCAAAUGUUACGGGGGUAAUCAGCAGCAAAUUAUUCUUAAAUAAAUUCUGCAUAAAUA
Molecule: messenger RNA, 1235 nt
Organism: Dreissena polymorpha
Lineage: Eukaryota; Metazoa; Mollusca; Bivalvia; Myida; Dreissenidae
Product: integumentary mucin C.1-like
Exons: 11
Coding region: 52-1095 (347 amino acids)
Molecular function (GO): protein binding
Source: RefSeq, a predicted model, not a curated record